GAGCGGUGGAGAUCGGGCAUGCCGGGGGUUCCCCCGCAUAACUGCGGGACCUUCGUCGCUCUGCUCGUAAUAGAUAAAUAGAGACACCCCCCCCCCCCCCCCCCACCCCAACCCCCCCCCCCCCACCCGUGUGGCGCUGGCGGGGACCGUCCCCUCGGAGGGACCUGCCUGCUGAGGUGACCGCGCACCGGGGCUGCCUGGGCACAGCUGACCGUGAAUGGCAGGAACAUAAAACGACCGGGCGUAUUCCUGCUCCUUUUUAUUGUUGUAAUAAUAAUAACCAACUGGGCGGCAGGACUGGCGAACGGGGCGCGGGGUGACCCCGGGCCUGUGGCUGGAGACGAGGGAGGCUGCAGGACUGUGGAUUACAAAAAAAGAACCGCAUCUGGGAUCAGGGCUUUAAUUCUGCGCUGGGUGUUUGCUGAAACGUUGCGGUUCACCACAAGAAAAACCAUCAUCUGCAGCAGGCUGCAACUCCACCGUACCGAGGGACAGAUCCUGGCCUUGGUGUCCUUAAACCAAGACACUCCCAGGUGGGUGGCACAGCCAGGGGACUCCAGCUGCCCUCACAGACAAUGCCAUCCCCAAAACACCCACUCCAAGAGUUGGCAACACGGUGGUCUUCACGUUCCUCCCUCUCCUUGAGCCACGAAAAACAUGCCCAUCGUAAAAUACCCCAGGGCUCGAGAGCCUCUCUGGUGUGAAUGGGACAGGAAAGCACAGAAAUGUGGAUUAAGACACACUGUCUAUGCUGUAAAUGGGGAUCGGUAUACUGGAGAAUGGCUGGACAACUUGAAACAUGGUAAAGGCACCCAGGUGUGGAAACGCACCGGAGCCAUUUAUAGCGGUGACUGGAAGUUUGGGAAGCGGGAUGGCUACGGCUCGUACAGCAUUCCUGACCCCGUAACCAAGGAAUACAAGAGGGUGUACACGGGCUGGUGGAAAAAUGACAAAAAAUGCGGCUACGGGAUGACGUUUUACCCCGGCGGGGAGCACUACGAGGGCGAGUGGAGCGGCGGGCAGCGGAGCGGCUGGGGACGGAUGUACUACCAGGACGGGUCCAUCUAUGAGGGGCAGUGGCUGCAGGACCAGCCCGGCGGGCUGGGGAUGCUGCUGCUGUCGAAUGAAAAUCGGUACGAAGGAAACUGGAAAGAUGGAAAGAAGCACGGCCCAGGGAAAUUUUUCUACUUGGAUAAGGGACAGUUGUUUGAAGGCAUCUGGGCAGCAGAUAUACCAAAAUGUGGAAUUCUGAUCGACUUUGGCAGAGAUGAAGCUCCUGCCCCUACUCAGUAUCCAAUCCCGAAGAUUGAACUGGCUGAUCCAGAUGGUGUUUUAGCAGAGGCCCAGGCGAUGUUUGAUGACAGCCAAGAUGAAUAACCGGAUGCUGAAGAUAAAAAAAGAUGCAAGAUAAGAGCACGAUCCGGGGUUACUUAUUCAUUUGAGUCUGAAAUCCACACUCCGGUGUGCGGUGUGGGGGUCGGGGUCGCUAUUCCCUCAAGGGUACCCACGUUUACUUCACGCUGUGGGUGGUUUUGCUCAGGGGCCGCCUCCCCCCACUGUUAUUUUGGAAAAAGAAAAUAGUCCCAAGAUUUAAGCAGCGCUGACAGAAGGAAAGGCGUAUUAACUACCUCCUAUUUAUACCUGCCUGCACAAAGAGGAAAUUUUAUCUUCAUAUUAUGCACAUUCACGAGAUCCUCAGAAACACAGCUAUGAUUUACACAAUAUAGUUGAAGAGAGAAGGCAUAUAGAGAAAAUAAGCAUAUUGUAGGCCUGUAGAUAACAAAUAAUCGUCAACAAUUGAGUACAUUUUAUUGCAUUACAGUAUCUGAGAUCUAAAUAAGUGAUAUACAAUAACCGAUGUUUAAAAUGCUUGAGGUAAAUGCGUAAUACCAUUAGUAUAAAUAAGGGAUAAAAACCAAAUUCUAAGUGCACUCUUUAACCUUCAGAUCCGCGUGUGUGGGUCUGGUCGCUGCACGGGGCACAGAGCGUGCCCAAGGUGUAACUUCCGCGACCAUUUCCACAGCUGGAAAAUGAAACAUCCUUGAUAUCAUGGCUUAAAGUGCAGAAAACAGUCAGAAAAGCAGCUGUAAUAACAGCUCUAUUAGUUCAGAACCUACCAGCUCGAGAAAGUUAAAAAUAAGGUUGUCCCAUUAGCUUCUAAUUCUGUAUUUCCUAAACGAAACCCAAACCUCCACACUCCUCUGUCACUUUGUAAAAGAUCCACACACAAAAA
Columba livia (rock pigeon) is the source of this 2233-nucleotide messenger RNA. It is a transcript of the gene MORN3, whose product is annotated as MORN repeat containing 3. The coding region runs from base 658 to 1377 and encodes 239 amino acids. The record is from RefSeq and is a predicted model, not a curated record. The transcript is spliced from 8 exons. NCBI's taxonomy places the organism in Eukaryota, Metazoa, Chordata, Aves, Columbiformes, Columbidae.